CUGGAUAAUAUAAAUAAAAUAAUAUCAAUAAAUGUCUUGGAUUCUUUCUUUCGUUUUUGUAACUUUGCUUCUGAAAGCUGUUGCAGGAAUCCAGAGUCACGGUGCUUCUUUCAGUCUUUACAGGAGAACAAGGUUAAGCUUUCAUCAGAAUGUAUGUACGGUGUUGUGGCACGACAGCAGACCAAAAUGAACACCUUGCUAACAGAGUUUUGCUAUUCAUCGUUAUAAAAUACAACUGUGAAUUUAAAGGAAGAACCCAUAUCCAGAAUGGAGAGUGAGAAUCGUUCAGACAUGUCAGUGAGAAUCUUGAAAGUGAGCUCGGGUGGGCAGAGGGGACUCCAACAGUCUGUUUUAAGAUUGUUUUCCUCCACGUCUGACCUUUUCAGUGAGGGGGUUUACAUGGCACAUCACGCUGUGAGGUGAGCGCUUGGAUCACACAAUGAAAGAUGAUCCUUCAGGAGUGACAUUCAGGUUGAAAUGUGAGACUCUGGAGCGGCAGGCUUAAGCAAUCUCUUAGCAAACAGCACCACGGCCCAAAUUCGGCCAGAAAGGAGAGAUCUGAGAGGAGAUCCGUGCUUCCUGAGAGAAGAGCAGCAAGUUAGAGCUGAGGGUUGCUUGAUGGUUCCUGUGUUCCGCGUGUCUGCAUCACAAUAGGCAGGUGUGCCUUGCGCUCCUUCCCAGCCCCCACUCGAGAUAGGUGUGUUGACGCAGUGAGGAGCUGUGUGGGUGGUGUCGGAUUCCUGCUGGCACUGAAAUUUCAAACGAACCAGCAGGCUGUGGGCUAACUAUGGCCAGCGCCGGCUGAGAAUAUCCAUAGGCUUCUGCGUUUUGUGCACAGACGGAUAAGCGAUGAGGCGAGGGAAUAAGUUGGGUGCCACCUGCUUCCUGGUGAUCGCUGGUGUUCUGUUCAGGACUACAGAGACCACUGCUGAGCGCGCCUUCGUCAGUUUGCUCUACUUCAACAGCACCAGCAACAGGUCUGCGUCCGAGCAGUGUGAAUGCGGCCUGUACGGGCUAAACUCUCCUCUGCUGAGUGCUCAGGGCUUCGUGGCCAUUCCCAAAGCCGCCAGUCUUCAAGCCUGCGACUGGAACACCCAGUUCACCGUCACGGAACUGCCGUGGAUCGCGCUGAUUGAAAGAGGCAACUGCACUUUUGCUGAAAAGAUCAAGGUGGCGGCCAGGAGGGGUGCGACGGCAGCUGUGAUCUACAACGCGCCGGCCAAGCGCAGUUACCCCAUCCCCAUGUCCCACAUCGAGCUGAGCUGUACUGUUUGUAUGGAGCAGAAAAUGCCUGGGGAAGGGGUAACCACUGCAGUGCAGCACUUGGAACAAGAGUGUGCUUGGAGGUGAUUUCUCUGUUCGUAU
Messenger RNA from Meleagris gallopavo (turkey), 1365 nucleotides. The record is from RefSeq and is a predicted model, not a curated record. NCBI's taxonomy places the organism in Eukaryota, Metazoa, Chordata, Aves, Galliformes, Phasianidae.